UUGGCAACCUGGGAACACAGAAUCAAGAGAAGAAUGAAUACAAGAAACAUAUUUUUCAUUUUAGGUUUCUUGUUUCUGGAUGGGCUGCUCCAAUGCAUGGCUCUAAGGAAAACUUAUGACUUUGUUCUUCAAGAAACGAAUUUUACAAGGCUGUGUAGCACGAAAAGCAUGUUGACUGUAAAUGGCAAAUUCCCAGGCCCAACCAUCAAGGCUCGUAAGGGAGACACCAUUUUUGUUAAUGUCCACAAUCAAGGAAACUAUGGCGUCACCAUUCACUGGCAUGGAGUGAAUCAACCAAGGAAUCCAUGGUCAGAUGGUCCUGAAAACGUUACACAAUGUCCAAUUAAACCAGGAACCAAAUUCACUUACGAGGUGAUAUUCUCCGCUGAAGAAGGAACCCUCUGGUGGCAUGCCCACAGUGACUGGACUCGUCUUUCGGUUCAUGGUGCUAUUAUUAUUUUACCAGGUCCUGGAAAAAGUUAUCCAUUUCCUAAGCCUUAUAAGCAAGAGACAAUCGUACUUGGAUCGUGGUAUAAGCAAGACGUGCCGGAAAUGCUCACUAAUGUCCUGAAGGGCGUAAUUCCAAAUGUUUCAGAUGCUUAUACCAUCAACGGCCAACCUGGGGACUUAUACAAUUGCUCCAAUGAUUCAACAUAUCGCCUGAAAGUUAAGUUUGGUAAGACUUAUCUUCUUCGCAUAAUCAACGCUGUGAUGAAUGAAGAAAACUUUUUCGGAAUUGCGAACCACACCCUCACUGUCGUUGGGCAAGAUGGAGCAUACAUAAAACCGAUAACAACCGAUUACAUUUUGAUAACUCCUGGACAAACAAUGGACGUUUUAUUCACAGCAAACCAAAAUCUUAGCCACUAUUACAUGGCUGCUAGUCCUUUCUUUGAUAGCGUUGUCGCUUUUGACAACACUACCACCACAGCAAUUGUUCAGUACUAUGACGGCAAAUAUACUCCUCCUCCUACUCCUUUCUUCCCAAACCUUCCUUUUUACAAUGAUAUAAAUGCUGCAAUAAACUUUACUAACCGCGUAAAGAGCUUAGCAACUGACGCAUAUCCGGCCAAUGUCCCCAAAAAUAUCACCACGCAAUUGUAUAUUACAGUUGCUCUAAAUCGUAUUUUGUGCCCCAACAAUUCUUGUCUUUCGCCAACUGGUGAUGGGCCACUUGAUAAUAAGCAGUCUUCAAGCUUAAACAACGUUAGUUUUGCGACUCCUCAAGUUAGUAUACUUGAUGCAUACUACAGGGGGUUGAGCAACGUUUUUGUUGGAGAUUUCCCAAGUCAGCCGCCCAAUUUUUACAACUUUACUGGUGAUGUUUCGGGCGUAUCACUAUUCACAGAGAGCGGGACGAAGGCGAGGUUCAUAAAUUAUGGUGAAGCAGUUGAAAUUGUGUUCCAAGGAAGUAAUCUCCAGUUCGCAGAAACCCAUCCUUUGCAUUUACACGGUUACAGCUUCUUUGUGGUCGGAACAGGUUUUGGGAAUUUCAACAAUGAGACAGAUCCUUUAUCUUAUAAUUUGGUUGACCCACCAGAACUCAAUACUGUGAACGUUCCAAGGAGUGGAUGGGUUGCCAUUCGAUUUUUCGCUAACAAUCCUGGAGUGUGGUUUAUGCAUUGUCAUUUGGAAAGGCACGCAACCUGGGGCAUGGAUACAGUUCUCAUUGUAAGGAAUGGGCAGUCCGAGGAUCAGAAAAUUCGACCACCUCCUGCCAACAUGCCAUCUUGUUCUUAAGCCAUUUGUAUUAUUCCUUUUUUUUUUUUUUUAGUGUCAUUCAUAUUUUAAUUAUUUGGGAAUCAUUCAUUUCUUGUGGGAAGACUUAAAUAAUCAACAUAAUGUAUGAAAGGCUGCCUGGCCGUGCAAUGUUCGCUAGGACAAGUUACACUCUUGGCGUCGACGCUGCUAAGCAUCAGAAUAUCAUACAUAUUAGGAAGAGAUUUUGUCGCGACGAAAGAAGUGACGUCGCAGACAUGUUGUGGUGAUAAAUAAUGUUUUUUGAUGGUUUGUUUAAUAAAUGGAAGGCUUUCAUUAAUUGCGCAAAUCUCCUUUCUCUUGGCAAU
Pistacia vera is the source of this 2066-nucleotide messenger RNA. Its product is annotated as laccase-14-like. The transcript is spliced from 7 exons. Lineage: Eukaryota; Viridiplantae; Streptophyta; Magnoliopsida; Sapindales; Anacardiaceae. The record is from RefSeq and is a predicted model, not a curated record. The coding region runs from base 34 to 1740 and encodes 568 amino acids. Gene Ontology annotation, cellular component: apoplast. Gene Ontology annotation, biological process: lignin catabolic process. Gene Ontology annotation, molecular function: copper ion binding; hydroquinone:oxygen oxidoreductase activity.